UCCCCUGCGCUCCUUGUCAGAGCUGACGUCAUGAUGUCUGCAGCGCGUCCGUGUUGGCUUUGUGCAAGAACGACGCGGAGAUGUUUGGGCGGACAAGUCAGCACAGAAACACAUGAACAAGUGCAUUUGGGUAGCCAAGUGGCAGGAAACCAUGCAGAGUCCUACCCAAGCAAACACUGGGCCAGACUCUGUGACCGCAGCACCCUCAGAGCAGCCACUGGACACUGGGACCGAGGCUCAGCCAGCACACAGUGAACCGGAUGCACAGGAGGAGAGGACAGAAUCUGCAGCUCUUGCUGAGACAGAAACCAUAAUCACACCACAGGAAAAUCAGGCAGCGGUGCAAACAGCAGAAGCACCUGCAACUGUGGCAGAUGUCACACAGGCAGUGGAGAAAGAGACUGCUGUUAGACCACUGAGUGAGCCCUCAGAAACAUCUGCGGGGAUGGAGAUAGACUCCGCUUCAAAACCAAGUGCCCCCACAGGAUCUGGCACAAAUACAGCUCCUCGGCGUGAAGGGCAAAAGGCAAAAAAACAGGAUAAACACGAUGGUAGGAAAUACGUUCCUUCUAAGAAAGCCAUGAUAGAUCCUCUGAAGAUGGACAUGUCAAAACCACUGGUUAUGCCUCUUACAUCAUCUCAGCUCUCCCUGCAGUGCAUCGAGUGCCACAUAAUCUUUAGUGAUCAUAAGAGCAAAGAGCGUCAUCUGAAGUCGAGCCACCCAGCAGAAUAUGAACAAUGCAUACUGAGGAAUGCCCUUUUCGCCUGUUAUGUUUGUGACCGCUACUUCACAAACUCCACAGAGCUGAUGGUCCACCAGAAAGCCCAUGUGGAGAAGAAACCCUUCAAGUGUCCAAUCUGUGGCCUGGCCUUCAACAAGUCAUCAGAGCUCACACUUCAUAAAAAAAUUCACUUUGGCCAGGAUGGUUACACCUGCACUGACUGUGGCAAAUCUUGCAAAACCUUGACUUUGCUUAAGUAUCACCGCCGCACACACACUGGAGAGAGGCCAUAUGUUUGCAAGGAGUGUGGGAAAAGGUUCACCAUGUCCAAAGCUCUGCAGAAACAUAUUCUGUCACACUUGCCAGAGGGAACUGAGGAAGAUGAAGGACACACAACAGCUAAAGCACAACUGAAGAAAAAUGAUGGUGCUUCUACAGUAAAGUAUUCUUGUUCCAUAUGCAAGGCCACCUUCAAGGGUACCAAGACACGGCUAAAUCAUAUGAAAACGAAGCACAAUGUGUUGCCUGCAGGAGUCAGUAAUGCGCUCUCUACUGUGCAGCAAGUGAAACAAAGUACACCCAUCAUAACUCCAAUUUCUAUUUGCCAACCAGCACUGCUACAGGUGGAGCCCAAUGGGCCUCUUCAAAAAGUUGAUGCCAAUAUUGACACAGAGCAGAUUCGCAAACUCAUCGAAUCUUUAGGAAAUGUGCAGAAGGUGAACCAAGUUGUCAUAUUGGGACAGGUGCCACCUCAUGCCCCACCACUGGAAGUGCAGCAGAUACCACAGCUGGCAGAACCAGUGAAUUUGAAUCUCAGUCCACCGCAGAUAGAUUUUAUAGGACUGAAACAGUCGGAAUCAAAGACUGUUGAAUUGGACACUUCAAACAACCAAUGUGAUUCAAUGGAGCAAACAAUCAUACUUGAACCUAUAACGCCAGAUGGACAAUUGGAAAACCCCCCUUUCUCAGAACUAGGUUCCCACAUAGCCACAGGUGAAAAUAUAGAGCUAACGCUUGUUCAGGCUGAGCAAGCAGAGAGACCCGAGGGAGGGGUGAUGCAUGAGAUCCUUCAGCAGCCUGAGAUUAGUGCAGUUCAGUCUGAUUCUGUGGAUCAGAUGGUUUGCCAGAAUGAGGUAUCUGACCUCAAAGAAAACCUUGAGCAAACAGUCAUAUUAGAACUUACCCCUGCUUUGAUAUCAACUUUGGAGCUGGAACAGUCCCAAACUGUGCCACAAAAUGAAAGCCCAUCUUCCUCUCUGGUACCAACCACUGAACUGGAGAAGAGUCCUGCUCAGACUGCAGAUCAGACUAUGACAGAUGAACAGGAGACCGUCCUGUCAGUCCCAUCGCUUAUGCCUACAGUUGAGUUGGAGCUGACACCUUUACAAACAGAGCAACAGGAUCUUCCCUCUUGCCCUUUUGUGCCACCAGACACACUUACAGAAACUCCAAGUGAAUCUGAAACAAAUCCCAAAGAGGAGUUAAAUUCUCAAAUGCAAACAGUAUGUCUAGAUCAAGUCCACCAUGAGAUGGAUGGAGCUGCACCACAAGAGAUGCAAGAAAAGGCAGAAAAAGAGCCAUCUGAGAAAUUGCUUGUAGAUAGCAAAGACGAUGGGGAACAGUUGGAGAAACUGCCUGAGGUAGAGGACACAUCCACUAAAGAAGAGGCUCCAUCACAAUUAGAGACCAAGCAGGUGCCACAGAUCUCAGAGUUACCCGUGAAUGUAAUGUCAGCCCAAGAACUGGUGAAAGUGCGAAAAAGAAAGCCAGCCAGGGCAUUUAUCUUUCAAGGAUAUAUGCAAGAACUGGUUGGAUCCAUUCACAAGGAUGAUUUACUUGAUCCCAAACCUGCCAAACGACAACGAACAAAAAAGUCUCAUCUUGUUGUUAAAUUCGGUCCUCAAAGCAAAGAGAAGAGAAACAAAAAACAGAGGAAGCAGCAUCAGCCAACACAGGAAGAAGAGAUAAUAACAAAUCUCUCACAGAAAAAAACAGCAUCACAGAAGAAAGGAAGACGGGGGAAAAAGGAUAGGAAAGUGGGGCAUUUGGUAUCUACAGCUGAAAUAAAGUCACCUUCAUCAAGCCAGGACCCACAGGUGCAACAAUUGAAACGGGAUACAAGAAAAAAGAAAAUAAAAAAGCAAAAAGAAGAAGCCAGGGAGAGUGUGACACAUGUAAGUGAACACAAUGCCGUAGCCUCACCUGUAUUUAAAAAGAAAAAACAAGCAAAAAUAAUGCGAAAAGGUCAGUCCAAGAAUGCAAAGGAUGGGAAGAGAAGGAAAAAUGUGGCCAAAGAGGAAAAAGUCAGUACAAAAACAAGUGCCGCAUCAGCAGACAUACCUGGACCACACAUAACACAAGACUCUCUACUUUUACUGAAAGGUCAUAAACAGCCUCAGCUGAAAGUUUACAAGUUAGACCCUUCAAAGGCAUCAGGCCAGACACAGGAAGCUUCAUCUCUUGAGCCCCAAACAAUGUCCCAACAGAGUAAAGACAACAAGCUCCCAACAAGUGACUCUACAAAUAAUCUCACAGGAGAAAGUAAGAAAAAAGGAGGAAGACCAAAAAAGAACCAGAAAGCUCUUUCAUUGUUGUCCUCGCUACAGGUUUCCCAUCAACUACCUGAGACAUCACCAACUAAGCCAAAGACCACUAGGAAACGUAAAGCCUCUAAUGUAGAGACUGAAGGAGUGAUAACCUCUUCUCAUUCCAAACGUGCCUUAGAGUGUAAGGAUUGUGGGGAGAGAUUUAGUGAAGUCUCAUCUCUACAGAAGCACAAGACAAUGGUGCAUAUCGUAGAGAGUCCUGGUCUCACUUACACCAAUGGGAACAUCUUUGAAGGGGUCUCCAGGUCGGAUCUUUACCACCUGCCAAAACAGCAUGAUAAAGUUGUUGGGGUGAUGAAUGCUGCUGCAGACUGGGAUACUGAGCCUGAGAUGGGAGAGAUGCCAUUAGAAGACAGAGAACGAACUGUCUCUUUUCCAGCUCUGAUUCCAUCCCCAUCUUUACCCAUUCCUCCUCUAGACGUUGAAGGGAGUGCCUAUGAAGAUAAGGGUGAAAGUAAAACAGGAGCAGAUAAUCAGUCUCAUACCUCUCCAGAAGUUCACUCGCCAUCUGAUCAACUGAAAAAGAGUGAGACUUGUCAAAUUUUAACAUCUGAAUCCACUUUAAGUACCUCUACUCAGACAAAGAGUUUGGAGACAGUGUGGCCUCUGGCAUCGGAUGAAGCCGAGCAAGACCCAAAGCAUCCCAGCUCAGAAUCUGAAGUCCAGGCUACCAAGGACGAAGACAUAAAGGAAGAUUUACUUCUCGAGGUAGAUUUAGUCACUGUUGGGGAGCAGAAUGAAAGAGAUAAUUCAGCUUCUCCUCAAGAGGGUGUUCCCCAAAAUGAACCACAGGGAACUUGUAAUUCUGAGGUUGGAAGCACUGAAACACUUGGAGCACCUGGGCAAGUUGAUGGAACAACAACUGAAAAAGGGCUAACUUCACAGACUGUGUCAUGCUCCACGCAUCAAGUAGAGAUCAAGGAAGAGGAGGAGGAAGUAUUAGUCCAGAAGAAAAAAGGAGGGAAAGGAGCUGCAAUGAGGAAUGCAACAAGGGGUAGGAGACGAGGAACGGGGGGUCUAAAAAAAGGCGCGGGAUCUAAGACAGUUUUAGGUGGAGAUGUAGUUGUAAGAACAGAAUCAGAGAAAGAACAAGAUGAAUGUCAUGUAGUUUACGAAAAACAUCCUGUCACCUCGGACUCAGAAAUUCAUGACAAAGGUGAGACUAGUACAAAAACUUCACAGGCAGAGACCAGUCAUGAAUUUGACGCUAAGAGAGCUACUACUCCUGCCACACGUUUGCCUUCUGUUCCCUCGACAUUAGAGGAAUCUCCUGAAGAACAAAUUGUGUUUGAGCUGGAAUCAGUUACCACUAGUGUUGAGGAAGUAAUGAAUGAAGGAGGGCUGCUGGGAGGAGAGGAACAUGACAGGGAGAUUGACCAGUCUCCAGGCAUUAUACUGGAGAAGUUCCUCACCUCUACACAGAGAGAAACUGCUGAUAAAGACUCGUGCCUGAUGACCAUGAAGAGCAAUAAAAGACAGGGUUUGGACAGCAUUACUGAGAAUGAAGCCCAAGAAAUCAAGGUUGAAGAGAAUAUCUCAGAUCCACCGGUCAAUGCACACACCUGUCAAAAUAGGCAGAGUGCAAGUGUGCAGCCACAGCACCAUCGUGAUAUAAGGAGUGUUCUGGUGAAAGAGGAGAGCAGCCUCAUGCUGAACGAGGCUCAGGCCUCACAGGGCAGGAGUCACAUCAGAUGGAAUGUGGAGCCAGUGAACAAUGAAAACACUGCCACUCCAUUGAUGGAGAGUGUGGAGACAACAAGGGACUGUUGCAUCACCCCGGAGUUCAACACCAACCAAUGUAUCUUCUACCCAGUGAAGGAGGAGGAGAGGGAAGUUCUGCUGGGAGCCACUCAUACCAGCAGAGGGAGUUUAUCCCCAGAGGGAUCCGGUGCCACCCAUCAGUUAGACUGUCAAACUGCAGAUCAUACUUUACAUGAAGGGAACCAUGCCACACAAGACUACCAGGAAGUAGGAGUGAGAGGACUAUUGUCAGGGCCAGGGGUCAGUGGCUUUGCAGAUGGACAAGAUGCUGAAUGGCCUCGUCCACCAGACCUCCGGGACUUUCUCCUCCAGAGCUCUGAUGAAGAGAACCAAGGUUUUGAACUUUCUGAUCCUCAGCUUGACUCAGAAGCAGAAGUAAUGGCCUAUUUCUACAAGAACCAAACCAACGGCGCACAACAACUAGAACAUACAUCACUAAAUUUGCUAUCUUCAACGACCCAGUUCCAAGUACCAAGAGAAGAAAACAGGACCAGAGAGCCCAUUGAUUACUUCUCCAGAUAUUUCAGUUGGGAUACCUGGGUAGAAAUUGCCAGUUGCACAAAUGAACUGUCCAGCACACCUAACCGCAUCACAGCCAGAGAGGUCGCGCAGUUUGUUGGGAUCCACAUUGCGAUGGGAACUUUGAAGUUUCCUAGUCCAAGGCUCUACUGGGAGAACUUGACUAAGGUGCCCUUAAUUGCUGAAGCCAUGCCACUUUCACGCUUUCUCGAGCUGUCUUGCAAGUUGAAGCUAGCUUCCCCAGCAAAAGAUCCAGUCAACAGUGGUGACUCUCAAAAUGAGCGGCACAGUAAAACUCUGCCAAGCAGACAAUGUGUAAUUUCUAGUGACGAACCAAAUGAUUUAAACGGUUCAAAAACACAGACUGACCCCCUGUGGAAGGUUCAGCCAUUACUUUGCCGUUUCAAAGCAGGGUGCCAGUCACUGAGAAGAGAGGGUGAUUAUGCAGUUGACCAAUAUCCGCUUCCUUUGACUGGGAAGGUGCAUAAUAACAAACUGUCUCUUCACUGCACUACAUUAAUUGGAUUUAGCGGUUUACUCUUGCAUGUGGAUCUAAAACUGGAUCUCUCAGACAAAGAAGAUGCUGUAGAAAAAAUGGUCCCAAAAGGCAGCAUGGUGUUUCUUUGCAAACAGGAACUCUCCACCCCUGCAAUGCUAGAACGCCUUCUGGUUGCUGGGGUUCAUGGUGCAGGCAGGGUGGGGGGAGCACGGGGACAAAUCGGGGAUGAGUUUGUGAGCUCAGACGGGAAGCUGAUGCUACGCAGAUCACACUGUGGCUUCAUACUUUCUACUGCAGGAAACGGACAGAGGAACAUGGCCUCUCUCACAGACAACUUCGAGAGGGCCCAGAUGUCGGCACAUCUCAACAGAGAUUUGCGAAAUCUUUACGUUAUUCCCCUCACCGCCUCAGCCCCAACCUGCUGGCCUCAAGCAGUGCUCUGGUACCUGACAGAUCUGGCUUUGGUCAACUCCUGGCUCCUGUACCGACAGAAUCACAGGACAGCAUCCGCACCUUUGACUCUCAUGGCCUUCAGACUGGAGGUGUCCAAGGCUCUGAUCUUCUCCAGUGGCUCUGAUACCCAGGACUCUGCCCCCCCUCAACCCCCAAGAGAGAAGGCCCACACAGCAAAUGAAACCCCCAAUCCCAGCGUGGUGGAGGAAAGUCCUCUGCCAGAUGCAGCCACGCGAUAUGAUGGCUCAGGCCAUUGGCCGGAGCAGCUUGGGGAGGGAGAAGGGGGCAGGUGUCGUUUUGGGGACUGCCAGAGAACAUCUCGAGUGCUAUGCCUUAAGUGCUGUGUCUUUCUUUGUAUCUCACGCAACCACAACUGUUUUUUGAAUUUCCACAAUCAAGGGAGUUUGGGAAAGGAGUAGUAUUUACCUGUUAUUUUGAACAUCUUACUUCCUGAUCUAGAAUGUAACUGUGCUUUUGGUGCAUGUAAACCCAGCUAAUCAAAAAACAAUGGUACUAUCUCCUCUGUCCUUACAACUUUUUCAUGAUGCCUUUCACUAGCAGUGUUAUUCUUUUGUAGAAUUAUUGUGCUGCAGUGUGAAAAAGCGAAUGCUUUGUGAUGUGGCUUUUUAUGUCAUUGAGCAAGUGUAAAAAUGAAUCUGCCUUCAGCAGUUCUUAAAAAGAAGCAAAAAUGUGAUUUUGAAAUUACAGCCACCAUGAUAUUUUUUACUAUUUAUUCUAACUUGAUCAAAUUUACAUUCCAUGAUGAGAUUGUUUUGGCUCCACAGAUUUAAACAUUAUUUAUUUGAAUUUCAGAAAACAAUAAAAAACAAAAGAAAUAUGC
This is a messenger RNA of Lates calcarifer (barramundi perch), 7401 nucleotides long. RefSeq lists its product as uncharacterized. NCBI's taxonomy places the organism in Eukaryota, Metazoa, Chordata, Actinopteri, Centropomidae. The transcript has 10 exons. The coding region runs from base 113 to 6979 and encodes 2288 amino acids. Gene Ontology annotation, molecular function: DNA-binding transcription factor activity; RNA polymerase II cis-regulatory region sequence-specific DNA binding. The record is from RefSeq and is a predicted model, not a curated record. Gene Ontology annotation, biological process: regulation of transcription by RNA polymerase II.